AUGUCCCUUACAUUGGGGGUCAGUGGGAAGAAUGUCCCUUACAUUGGGGGUCAGUGGGAAGAAUGUCCCUUACAUUGGGGGUCAGUGGGAAGAAUUUCCCUUACAUUGGGGGUCAGUGGGAAGAAUGUCCCUUACAUUGGUGGUCAGUGGGAAGAACGUUCCUUACAUUGGGGGUCAGUGGGAAGAACGUCCCUUACAUUGGUGGUCAGUGGGAAGAAUGUCCCUUACAUUGGUGGUCAGUGGGAAGAAUGUCCCUUACAUUGGGGGUCAGUGGGAAGAAUGUCCCUUACAUUGGGGGUCAGUGGGAAGAAUGUCCCUUACAUUGGGGGUCAGUGGGAAGAAUGUCCCUUACAUUGGUGAUCAGUGGGAAGAAUGUCCCUUACAUUGGUGAUCAGUGGGAAGAAUGUCCCUUACAUUGGGGGUCAGUGGGAAGAAUGUCCCUUACAUUGGGGGUCAGUGGGAAGAAUGUCCCUUACAUUGGGGGUCAGUGGGAAGAAUGUCCCUUACAUUGGUGGUCAGUGGGAAGAAUGUCCCUUACAUUGGGGGUCAGUGGGAAGAAUGUCCCUUACAUUGGGGGUCAGUGGGAAGAAUGCCCCUUACAUUGGGGGUCAGUGGGAAGAAUGUUCCUUACAUUGGGGGUCAGUGCGAAGAAUGUCCCUUAC
Molecule: messenger RNA, 662 nt
Organism: Staurois parvus
Lineage: Eukaryota; Metazoa; Chordata; Amphibia; Anura; Ranidae
Source: the annotation of a GenBank genome assembly